AUGCCCAAUCUUUUGUCUAUUAACAUUGACGUAAUCAGCUGGUUUGCAUGGUAUGCGACAAGCAUCGAACAUGAAUCUGUAGGAGUUCAUACAUAAUAGUGUCUUGCGGAAUUGAAGAGCAUAGUGUGCAAUUCUUGCUGCAUACUGUGUUUCAGAAAGUGGCUGUGACGUGGGUACGAACCCAUAGAAGAAUGAAACGUUAAUGACGACUGAAUCGCGGUAUGCCAUAUAUGCUGCAUCGUCCCAAUAUUGCUCAAGCCAGUUCACGUGCUCUGGGUCCAUUCUACGAGCGUGUAAUCUAGAUUGUAAGUUUGGACCCUCGUUUGCUACGAAUGACGCUAGUUUAUGCUCUAAUGCUGUUAUCUUGUUUGUGUCAUUUGAUAAUGCUUUGAUAGAUUUCGAUAACAAUUGGGCUGUUUGAUCGAGUGACGGUACCGGUAACUUAGGUAAUUUGAAGUCGUGAUUUGCGUUGUAAGGUGCUAUUGAUUUCCAAAUCGCUGGUCUGAUAUUUUCUGCUGGCUUUAAAUUCAUAAGCGUCGUUGAAAUCCUCAUUUGUCAGCUGCUGAUAAUACGUGACCAAAGUGUGAACUCCCCACUUGAACUCAAACUAUGACGAUUAAAGAAGUACUCAAUAAAAAUCCAAACGAUGUCGUUAUCGUAUCAGCGGUAAGAACUCCUAUUACUAGAGCUAGGAAAGGUGGAUUAGCCGGUACUCUACCGGAGAAGUUACUAGCCCACGCUUUCAAGGAAGCCGUAAAGCGUGCUAAUGUAGAUCCUACUCUGAUUGAGGACAUCGCUGUAGGAAACGUUUUACCACCGGGAGGAGGUGCAAGCCUUGCUAGAAUGGCACAGCUUUACGCUGGUAUCCCACACACCACAGCUAUCAACACCGUAAACCGUCAAUGUUCAUCUGGUUUGCAAGCUAUCUCACAAAUCGCACUUGAAAUCGCAUCAGGUCAAAUUGAUUUCGGUAUCGGUGCAGGUGUGGAAUCUAUGACCGCUCACUAUGGCGCUGGUGCACUCCCUCAGAAUAUGGACGAGGAUGUACUCUCAAAUCAAGAAGCAGCUGAUUGUCUCAUUCCUAUGGGUAUAACAUCAGAAAACGUCGCCAAAGACUUCGGUAUCACACGUGCUGCACAGGACGAAUUUGCCGCCCUCUCACAACAAAGAGCUGCAGCUGCUCAAAAAGCGGGCAAAUUCAGAGAUGAAAUCGCUCCAAUUAUGGUCAAGAACUCAGACGGUACCGAAAGACUCGUUGAUAAGGACGACGGUAUCAGAGAUGGCGUCACCAAAGAGUCACUCGCAAAGUUGAAGCCUGCGUUCGAUGCGAACGGUGUCACACAUGCAGGUAAUGCGUCGCAAGUCUCAGAUGGUGCUGCUGCUGUUCUUCUUACCAGGCGUAGUCAUGCUGAAAGGUUGAGAUUACCUAUCCUCGGUAAAUUCGUCGCCUCCGCUGACGUUGGUUGUCCGCCACGCAUCAUGGGUAUCGGACCAGCCGUUGCAAUCCCAAAGGUGCUUGAGAAGACUGGCUUGACUACCUCUGAUGUGGAUAUUUACGAAAUUAAUGAAGCAUUUGCAUCGCAAGCAUUAUAUUGCGUUCAAAAGCUGGGUCUUUCACCAGCUAAAGUAAAUCCAAACGGUGGCGCAAUUGCUCUCGGCCAUCCUCUUGGAUGCACGGGUGCUCGUCAGAUCGCAACUAUCUUAUCAGAAGCUAAGAAAACUGGCGCAAGAAUCCUUUGCACUUCUAUGUGUAUUGGCUCUGGAAUGGGCAAAGCCAGUAUCAUUGUGAACGAACAAUGAAGUAUUGACAGAUUGUAAAUGUAGAUAAUUCAGUAACGAGACAUUUCAUGAAUAAAUACCAUUACAUUGUUACAUUAAAUAUGUCGUUGCUCGCGUGCUUAGGUUGAUGGACCGGGAGUCCAUUCUACACUUUUUGCUAGUCGUUCAAGUAAGGCUUCCAUGCGAACUUGUCUAGCAUCUAUGGCGGCAAGCUUGUCAUUAACAUGAUAAGAGGCUCUAUUGUGUUCAUUGCUAUGCAAAACACUUUGAGUCGGAUUUGGUGAUGUGCUAGCGCUUUGAGAUCUACGUGGUGGGAUCAAACCACCAUUGUGAUUUGUAGAUAUAUUAGAUUCAUGUGACAUUGGUCUUCGAUAAUUCCAGGCAUAUGGCCUUGUUGAGAACGCCUUGGCUAGUGGGCUAUUGAGACUACCUAUGUUACGACUCAGUGUAUGUUCCACAUUUGACAUUCUACGCGGUCUAUCAGUAAAUGACUUCUGUGCACGUUGUGAUUUCAUAUUUUCGCCAUAGAACUCAAGCGUUUUUGAACGCAGGAGUGCCGUACCAUCUGUUUUUCUUCGCGAACGUAAGCCAACUGGCAUAUCUUCCUGACUUAAGAGAGGACUGACGACAUCGUGUGAUAAUCCGUCGCUAUUUUCAAGGUCAUUGAACGUCGUUCGAGGAGGGAUGGCUGGUGGAUCCCUGUCUACACUUUUACUCAACCCGACAUUGAUUAGCCCCUCUCGCUCCUCUCGCUCAUCGUGCCUCCUUUCAUUCUGAAUUGUUUGAGGCGACAGCAUUGCUUUACCUUCAUUUCUUGAUGGCAUCUGACUAAGUCGUCUUUGUUCGAUUUCUUCGCACAUGUGUCGAUGUAAUUCAUUUUCCUCUGUACCAUAAUGUUGUUCCCUUGCGACUGUCGUCGCUCUGUGUACUUCAUCCUGACUGACGUUGGGUUUGGUGAAUGUAUCCAGAUCAUCAUCAUCAUCUUCAUCUUCAUCCCAUCCUUCAUCUGGAUGAUACUCAAAUGCUAUUGUGACAUCUUUGCUUGACCCAACAAGCCCUUCGAGAAGUGUGAGGUUCUUCAAUUUACGUGGUAAGCUGUCACCAAUCUUGUCUGCAAUCGCUUGAAUUCUCUUAUAAAAUGGUAGUACUGAACGAAGUGUUUCAGGUUCAUACCUCUCAUACAGUGAUAUAAAAAGUAAUAUUGGAGCUGCUGUGGCCCUAACCAUGAAUACAUUGAUUUUGUGGAACCAACGAGGUGUCAAUAUCCAUUUAGCUGGUGUCAUAAUCAGCCAUGCGAAUAUAUUUAGUGGCGGCUGGUAUCCAAAUAGAGCAUCACUUUUGACACCCUCGAUUGUUUGGACGGCUUGCCGAAACAUGUAUUCAGCUUCUGCAUCCGCAUCUAUUUUUGCAAAUGUAGUUGAUAGAAUUGAUACUAAGACCGUCAAUAGCAAUGUGUUGCUUAUACAUGCAUAUAAGACAAUCAACGCUGGUCCAAAGAUUGGAUGAAGGUUUGGCGAUAUGGUGAAUCCUGUUCCAUCUAAACCGAACCAGAUGAACAUCAUGUACUUUGCUAAUUCUUGCCAGGUGUAAGCACCUCUACCGAGUGUCCAUAGUGCAUAGAGGAACCCUGUAAAGCAGAAAAAUGCGAGUGCCAUGAGGAAUAGGAAAUCUAAGAAAAGGGCCCGUAUAGAUAAUAUCAUUAAGUUGUUCGACAACGUGACGAACGCUAAUCGUGGGAAUAACAAUGCAGCAGCGCAAGACAAGACGUCCAAGCCCAGUAGUGAGUAUUUAGGAUGAUCAAACCAGAUUCCAUAUAACCUGAAUGAGAGGUAUAGGAGGAAAUCUACGAUAAAAAGCAAAUCGAAGCCAUUCCAUAGAUUUGCUGAGUAUACCUUCCAACCGUGUUCCUGAGUACUUGCUAAUUUAUCUAAUGUGAAACCCAAGGCGUAGAAUAUGAAGCCAAUUUCAAUCACAUUGAGUGAGUGUUGCUCAUUGGAUUCAAUAGCAAAGACAAACAAAGCGAAUAAAAUGCAGAAGUUAACAUAUUCAAUAAUGGAGCGAAUACGAGGUACUUUCAAGCGAUAAUGAUCUAGUAGAGGUGAUUGGCGGGGAUUGAAGAACGUAAUUGGUUUGACUUUGUAGUAAUCACUGAUGAAUGCGUGUUUGUUAACGGGUGUGUAAACAACGGAGCCAUUCCAUAUUGAAUUUAUUACUUUCUGGCAAUAGGCGCUUUUUAUAAACCUUUUAGCGUUUCCUACUAUGGCUAUUUCGAGAGCGUUGCUUGCUUUAAAAAGCGCACUUUCGCCUUCCUCAUCGAGUACUUUCUGUAUUAUUUCAUCUGAUGCACCUUGGAACAACCUGAAUGGACCUGCCAAUACAUACGCCAAAUCUAUCUUUGAUGAUGCUUUAUCAGCAUAAAUCCGUAAUACUUUUAAUGCGAGUAGUUCACAGAGAUUAGCUCUUGUCGCAUUGACACCCAUGUGUGUCGGAGAACUGGAUUCGCUGAUAAAGUAAACCCUGUUAACAAGUAGGCAGUAUACAACUGCCAAGUUCUCAUGAUAAAGAGAUCCAUAUUUUAAGGCUAGUAUUUGAACAACGUUGUAUGUUAAAUGAGGAGAUUGUAGCUGCUCCCAUGAGAAUGGUGUUUCUAUAAUCUUCGUUAUAUCUCGUCUAAUAGUCCAAAUAAGCGGAUAGACGGGAGAUGAGGACAUCUUCUCGUGUAUAUUCAUCUCAUUAUGAAACGAUGACGAUAAUAGGGGUG
Wallemia mellicola CBS 633.66 is the source of this 4540-nucleotide messenger RNA. RefSeq names its product thiolase. Lineage: Eukaryota; Fungi; Basidiomycota; Wallemiomycetes; Wallemiales; Wallemiaceae. The record is from RefSeq and is a predicted model, not a curated record. The coding region runs from base 610 to 1800 and encodes 396 amino acids. Gene Ontology annotation, biological process: fatty acid beta-oxidation; phenylacetate catabolic process. The transcript is spliced from 14 exons. Gene Ontology annotation, molecular function: acetyl-CoA C-acyltransferase activity. Gene Ontology annotation, cellular component: peroxisome.